Molecule: messenger RNA, 6623 nt
Organism: Diatraea saccharalis (sugarcane borer)
Lineage: Eukaryota; Metazoa; Arthropoda; Insecta; Lepidoptera; Crambidae
Source: the annotation of a GenBank genome assembly
AUGGAAAGUGCCCUGGUUUUUGAGGGCGAUUACAUAUGGAUCGAGCCGGUAUCAGGCCGCGAGUUCGACGUGGCGAUAGGUGCCCGGGUGCUCGCGGCCGAGGGGCGCCGCAUCAGGGUCCGGGACGACGACGGCCAAGAGCAAUGGCUGCCGCCCGAGCGACGGAUCAAGGCCAUGCACGCCACCUCCGUGCACGGCGUAGAGGACAUGAUCUCACUGGGCGACUUACACGAGGCCGGAAUCUUGAGGAACCUCCUUAUCAGAUACAAUGAGAAUCUCAUCUAUACCUACACGGGCUCAAUAUUAGUGGCAGUUAACCCAUACCAGAUACUGCCAAUCUACACUGCAGACCAAAUAAAGCUGUAUAAAGAAAGAAAAAUCGGUGAAUUGCCACCUCAUAUUUUCGCAAUCGGCGACAAUGCGUAUGCGCAUAUGCGUCGGUAUGGGCAAGACCAGUGCAUCGUCAUUAGUGGUGAAUCAGGCGCCGGCAAAACAGAGUCCACCAAACUAAUUCUUCAGUAUCUCGCUGCUAUUAGCGGGAAGCAUUCCUGGAUAGAACAACAGAUUCUAGAAGCUAAUCCGAUCUUAGAAGCGUUUGGAAAUGCUAAGACAGUGAGAAACGACAACUCGUCACGGUUUGGAAAAUAUAUCGACAUACAUUUCAACGCAAAUGGCGUCAUUGAAGGUGCUAAAAUAGAACAAUAUUUAUUGGAAAAAUCACGCAUCGUGUCUCAGGGUCCUGAAGAAAGAAACUACCAUGUAUUUUAUUGCUUGCUCGCCGGACUAUCCAAAGAGGAAAAGAAGAAACUCGAAUUAGGAGAUCCAUCAGAAUACAGAUAUUUAUCCGCGGGAGGCAACUUUUCUUGUGAGGGUAGGGACGAUGCUGCAGAAUUCGCUGAUAUCAGAUCAGCGAUGAAAGUUCUAUUAUUUACUGAAUCAGAAAUAUGGGAUAUUCUAAAAUUACUAGCUGCAGUUUUACACUGUGGAAACAUCAAAUACGAAGCCACCGUUGUAGAUAACUUAGACGCGACUGAAAUCGUAGAGCAAGCCAACGUUAGGAGAGUCGCUCAUUUGUUAGGAGUACCGACACAAACAAUGAUUGGAGCUUUGACAAGAAAAACUUUAUUUGCUCAUGGAGAGACUGUUGUGUCUACUCUCAGUAGAGAACAGUCCGUUGAUAUCCGAGAUGCUUUUGUCAAAGGCAUCUACGGUAGAUUGUUUGUGACUAUAGUAAAAAAAAUAAAUGCCGCUAUUUACAAACCAAAGUCGACAAUGCGCACAGCGAUAGGUGUUCUAGACAUCUUCGGUUUUGAAAAUUUCGACCAUAACAGUUUUGAGCAGUUCUGUAUAAACUUUGCAAAUGAAAACUUACAACAAUUUUUUGUUAGACACAUUUUCAAAUUAGAACAAGAAGAAUACAACCACGAAGGUAUCAACUGGCAACAUAUAGAGUUUGUUGAUAACCAAGAUGCGUUGGAUUUGAUUGCGCUGAAGCAGCUUAAUAUCAUGGCUUUAAUCGAUGAAGAAUCAAAGUUUCCUAAGGGCACUGACCAAACUAUGUUAGCAAAGUUGCACAAGACCCAUGGACUUCAUAGAAACUACCUCAAACCAAAAUCUGACAUCAACACCAGCUUCGGCUUAAAUCAUUUUGCUGGUAUUGUAUUCUACGAUACUAGAGGUUUUCUUGAGAAAAAUCGUGACACGUUUAGUGCUGAUUUGUUACAGUUAAUACAUAUUUCUACAAACAAGUUCCUACAACAAAUUUUCCAAGACGACAUCACUAUGGGGUCAGAAACACGAAAACGAACGCCUACGCUAUCAACGCAGUUCAAAAAGUCGUUGGACUUAUUGAUGAGAACUUUAGGGACUUGUCAACCAUUCUUUAUACGAUGUAUCAAGCCAAAUGAGUUCAAAAAACCUAUGAUGUUUGAUAGAGGGCUGUGUUGUCGACAGCUAAGAUAUUCCGGCAUGAUGGAGACUAUUCGUAUCAGAAGAGCUGGCUACCCCAUACGCCAUAGUUUCAAAGAAUUUGUAGAAAGGUAUAGAUUUUUGAUAUCUGGUGUUCCGCCAGCACAUAAGACCGAUUGUAGAGCCGCAACAGCCAAAAUUUGUGCUACCGUUUUAGGUAAAUCAGAUUACCAGUUGGGUCAUACCAAAGUGUUUCUCAAGGAUGCGCACGAUUUGUUCCUUGAGCAAGAAAGAGAUAGAGUACUCACUAGAAAGAUAUUGAUACUCCAAAGAUCUAUUAGAGGUUGGGUUUACCGCAGAAGAUUCUUGAAGAUGAGAGCCGCCGCUGUCCUCAUUCAGCGUCACUGGCGUGGAAAAUUGCAGAGGAUUCGUUACAAUAAAAUGAAAGUGGGAUACGCACGUCUGCAAGCUCUCAUUCGAGCAAGAGUUUUGGCGCAUCGUUUCAGACAUUUGCGAGGUCAUAUAGUCUCAUUGCAAGCAGCAGCUCGCGGUUACCUCGUGCGCCGCUCGUACGGGCACAAGAUGUGGGCGAUCGUGAAGAUACAGAGCCACGUGCGGCGGCUGAUAGCGACUCGCCGCUACCGCCGCCUGCGCCAGGAGACGCUCGCGCACAACGAGGCGCUGCGCCUGCGCCGCCAGGAGGAGCAGCGGCUGCAGCACCAGGGCAACACGCGCGCCAAGGAGAUAGCCGAGCAGAACUAUCGGGAGCGCAUGUAUGAAUUAGAAAGGCGCGAAGCUGAGUUGGCUUUGGAAGAGAAGCGUCAGCUAGAAGCGAAGAGGACCCUGUUACAAGAAGCGGCUCGCAAGCAGGACGAGCCGGUAGAUGACAGCAAGCUGGUGGAAGCCAUGUUUGAUUUCCUGCCGGACUCCAGCAGUGAAGCUCCGGCACCUAAAGACACAUCUGUGUUCAGCGAUCUGCCACAGCAGAGAGCUGAUCAGCAAGAGAUGGUAACACCAAUGCAGACUACAUCGGAAGACGAAGAAGAUCUCUCCGAAUAUAAAUUCCAAAAGUUUGCCGCGACGUAUUUCCAAGGGAACGUCACUCAUCAAUACUCCAGGAAACCUUUGAAACAUCCCCUUUUACCUCUUCAUACACAAGGCGACCAAUUGGCUGCGCAAGCACUAUGGAUAACCAUUUUACGCUUUACUGGGGACCUGCCAGAACCAAGAUACCAUACAAUGGACAGAGAUAACACAUCUGUAAUGUCAAAAGUUACCGCUACGCUCGGAAGAAAUUUCAUUAGGUCCAAAGAGUUCCAAGAAGCUCAAAUGAUGGGAGUCGAUCCAGAUGCUUACUUGAACAAACAGAAACCUAGAUCAAUCCGGCACAAAUUAGUUUCGUUGACAUUGAAGAGGAAAAACAAACUCGGAGAAGACGUUAGACGCAAAUUACAGGAUGAAGAAUAUACAGCUGAUAGUUACCAAUCAUGGCUAGAAUCUCGCCCAACUUCAAAUUUAGAAAAACUACAUUUUAUAAUUGGCCACGGUAUUCUUCGUGCUGAAUUGAGGGACGAGAUAUAUUGCCAAAUAUGCAAACAAUUAACGAACAAUCCAUCAAAAUCGUCACAUGCCAGAGGGUGGAUUCUCUUAUCCUUAUGUGUAGGUUGUUUUGCUCCUAGUGAAAAGUUCGUGAACUAUUUGAGGGCAUUUAUUAGGGAGGGUCCUCCUGGAUAUGCUCCAUAUUGUGAGGAUAGACUAAAAAGAACUUUCAAUAAUGGUACCAGAAAUCAACCACCUUCUUGGUUAGAACUUCAAGCUACAAAAUCAAAGAAACCAAUAAUGUUACCAAUUACGUUUAUGGACGGGAAUACAAAAACUUUAUUAGCUGAUUCAGCAACUACUGCGAGAGAACUUUGCAAUCAGUUAUCUGAUAAAAUCGGUUUACGUGAUCAAUUUGGAUUCUCAUUGUAUAUUGCUUUGUUCGACAAAGUUAGCUCACUUGGGAGUGGAGGGGACCACGUAAUGGAUGCAAUAUCUCAAUGUGAACAAUAUGCAAAAGAACAAGGAGCCCAAGAAAGAAAUGCUCCAUGGAGAUUAUUCUUUAGGAAAGAAAUAUUUGCUCCAUGGCAUGACCCUACAGAGGAUCAAGUCGCAACCAAUCUUAUAUACCAACAGGUAGUAAGAGGAGUUAAGUUUGGUGAAUACAGAUGUGACAAAGAAGAGGAUUUGGCCAUGAUUGCAGCUCAGCAAUAUUAUAUUGAAUAUGCUCAAGACAUGAAUAAUGAAAGGCUAUACACCUUAUUACCGAAUUACAUACCAGAUUAUUGUUUGACAGGUGUAGAAAAAGCAGUAGACAGGUGGGGAGCAUUGGUUGUGCAAGCUUAUAAAAAAAGUUAUUACGUCAAGGAAAAAAUACCUGUAUACAGAGUAAAAGAGGACGUCGUUAGCUAUGCCAAAUUUAAAUGGCCGUUGUUGUUCUCUAGAUUUUACGAAGCCUAUAGAAAUUCAGGUCCUAAUUUACCGAAGAAUGACGUUAUUAUAGCGGUGAAUUGGACCGGUGUUUACGUUGUAGAUGACCAAGAGCAAGUGUUAUUAGAAUUGUCAUUCCCAGAAAUUACAACAGUGUCAAGCCAGAAAACAAACAAGGUAUUUACUCAAACAUUUAGUCUAUCCACAGUACGCGGGGAAGAAUUUACAUUCCAAAGUCCGAAUGCAGAAGAUAUUCGAGAUCUGGUAGUUUACUUUUUAGAAGGAUUAAAGAAACGGUCGAAGUUUGUUAUAGCUUUACAAGACUAUAAAGCUCCAGGUGAAGGGUCAAGUUUCCUAACUUUCCAAAAAGGAGAUCUUAUUAUUUUAGAAGAAGAUAACACAGGAGAAUCAGUUUUAAAUAAUGGUUGGUGUAUUGGGCGUUGUGAACGUACCAUGGAGAGAGGCGAUUUUCCCGCUGAAACAGUUUAUGUUUUACCCGCUUUAACAAAACCUCCACCGGAUAUUUUGACAUUAUUCUGUCAAGAGGGGGCACAACAUGGUCGAAGAAUACCUACUGGAACAAUAAAUGGCACCGAUACGAGAGACAAGCCUCAUACUUUAUUAGAGUACGCCUUAGAUCAUUUUAGAUUACCACCAAAACGAACAGUAUCAAAGACGCUCACAUUAUCUACAGCCAAAAGAGGUGGUGCUGAUGAAUUGUGGAGACAUGCUAGGGACCCGAUCAAGCUUCCUCUUCUUAAAAAAUUACAAGCCAAGGAGGAGUUAGCAGAAGAAGCAUGUUUUGCAUUUACUGCCAUAUUAAAAUACAUGGGUGAUUUGCCAUCCAAACGACCACGUAUUGGUAAUGAGUAUACAGAUCAUAUUUUUGACGGCCCAUUGAAACACGAAAUACUCCGAGAUGAAAUUUACUGCCAAAUAAUGAAGCAACUCACUGAUAAUAGAAAUAGAAUGUCUGAAGAAAGAGGUUGGGAACUGAUGUGGUUAGCGACUGGUUUGUUUGCAUGUAGUCAAGGAUUGCUCAGAGAAUUGACAUUGUUUCUUCGAACUAGACGCUAUCCGAUCGCCCAAGAUUCACUCCAAAGACUUCAGAAAACUCUGAGAAAUGGCCAAAGGAAAUAUCCACCACAUCAAGUAGAAGUGGAAGCAAUUCAACAUAAGACUACACAAAUAUUCCACAAAGUGUACUUCCCCGAUGACACCGAUGAAGCUUUCGAAGUGGAUUCAUCUACGAGAGCCAAAGACUUUUGUCAAAAUAUCGCACAGAGACUGAAUCUCAGAUCUAGUGAAGGUUUUAGUUUGUUUGUUAAGAUAGCUGAUAAGGUUAUUUCAGUGCCCGAGGGAGAUUUCUUUUUCGAUUUCGUGAGACAUCUGACGGACUGGAUUAAAAAGGCGCGACCGACUCGCGAUGGGAUCACACCGCAGUUCACUUAUCAGGUGUUUUUUAUGAAGAAACUGUGGACUAAUACGGUGCCAGGCAAGGACCGUGCUGCAGACGUCAUAUUCCAUUUUCACCAAGAGCUGCCGAAACUAUUGCGCGGCUACCACCGCUGCGGACGAGAAGAGGCCGCGCGACUGGCAGCCCUGGCAUACCGCGCCCGCUUUGGAGAUAACAAGCAAGAACUACAAGCCAUACCACAAAUGCUUCGGGAAUUGAUACCAGCUGAUUUAGUAAAGCUGCAGAGCUCAGCGGACUGGAAACGAGCUAUAGUGGCAUCCUACAACACGGACGCAGGCAUGACGCCAGAAGACGCCAAGAUCACAUUCCUAAAGGUCAUAUACCGGUGGCCCACCUUCGGUUCGGCCUUCUUCGAGGUCAAGCAGACCACAGAGCCAAAUUACCCUGAACUUCUGCUCAUAGCUAUCAACAAACACGGUGUCAGUUUGAUCCACCCACAAACAAAGGACAUAUUAGUGACGCAUCCGUUCACCAGAAUAUCAAACUGGUCUUCUGGCAACACGUACUUCCACAUGACCAUCGGGAACCUAGUCAGGGGCUCGAAGCUCCUCUGUGAGACUUCCCUGGGCUAUAAAAUGGAUGAUCUACUCACCUCCUACAUCUCGCUUAUGCUUACCAACAUGAACAAGCAGCGGUCCGUACGCGUCAAAUGAGAUAUACCUUUGCGUUUAAAAAUUCUAUUGUCAGGACGCUUCAUUAUUUAUUAAAUUGAAGAUUAAUUUUGACGAUGCAGGGUUUCGAAGUGUUUGUUUGUUUAAAAUAAGGAUGU